AUGGCGGCAGCAGACAGCGCCUCAGCCGCCCUCCGGCGCCGUGACCUGUGCAGCCGAGGCAUCCGCCUGGCCGGGAAGAUGCGCUCAGACGUCGUCGACCUCCUGGACACCUACGUGGAGCGGCAAGGCUUGGACGCCUCGGCCAGCGUGGCAGUGGUGGAGGGGGUGCCGGCGGCAGCGGCGGAGCGCUGGGAUGAGCAGACGGGGACCCAGCGGCUGCUGGAGAACCUGGCAGCGUACCGGGCCUUCCGGGCCCUGCUGGCCCAGAUGCUGGAGGAGCAGCGGGAGCAGCUGGGUGAGGCCGAUGCUGCCCUGGGCCGGGCGCUGGCAGCCGUCCUGCUCCAGGUCUCGGCCUUCGCCUACCACCUUGAGGAGCUGCUGCGGCUGGAGAGCCGCGGGCCCCCCAGCGAGGAGGGGGCUGGGCCCCCCCCGGCCCCCCACCUCGGCCUCUUCGAGAGGAAGCUGAGGGGCCUGGGGGUG
Molecule: messenger RNA, 480 nt
Organism: Nipponia nippon (crested ibis)
Lineage: Eukaryota; Metazoa; Chordata; Aves; Pelecaniformes; Threskiornithidae
Gene: CNTF
Product: ciliary neurotrophic factor
Biological process (GO): astrocyte activation; positive regulation of tyrosine phosphorylation of STAT protein; ciliary neurotrophic factor-mediated signaling pathway
Cellular component (GO): axon
Molecular function (GO): growth factor activity; ciliary neurotrophic factor receptor binding; cytokine activity
Source: RefSeq, a predicted model, not a curated record